Molecule: messenger RNA, 3724 nt
Organism: Galleria mellonella (greater wax moth)
Lineage: Eukaryota; Metazoa; Arthropoda; Insecta; Lepidoptera; Pyralidae
Product: EF-hand domain-containing protein 1-like
Exons: 15
Coding region: 643-3093 (816 amino acids)
Biological process (GO): mitotic spindle organization; mitotic cytokinesis; cilium-dependent cell motility
Cellular component (GO): mitotic spindle; axoneme
Molecular function (GO): alpha-tubulin binding
Source: RefSeq, a predicted model, not a curated record
UGGAUAACAGAUUUUUAACAUAUUCUAAAAUAGAUAUCCGACCGAUAUGAGCAAUAUCGAAAUGCACCCAUUUUUCUACCAUCAAUGUUCAGAGGAAUCUAAUAUAUAAAUAUCGCAUUGGUAUCCAUAUUACCCAUUCCUAAUCGACUGCAUGCAUGUUUCUGAACUUGAAGUAGCCUUUUCACACCUCGUUGAAGGUACCCUUGUAUUAAUAGGUAUUAUUAAUAGGUAUGUUUAAUAUUAAUAGUUAUCGACCUAUACCGGUAUCGCAUGGUAUUUUUUUUUUAUUUAAAUACAGUAACACAGGUUAAGUAUUUUUAGAGUUUAUCCAUUGCAGACACAGAAUAAAAUCUUUCUUCUUUAUAAUAUUAAUUUAGAUAAAAGGUUAUAUAUAUGUAGGUACGCUUAAUAUAAUAACGACAACUUUUUGCUGUUUACGCGGCUUCGUCUGCAUGGAACCCGUUUUUUUCUAUUCUUAUGGGAAAUUCUUUCUGAAUUAUAUUUCAUAAAAGACAUGUAAAUAAAAAUUUUGUGCUUUCUGACCUAGAGCCUUUGCAUUAGUAGAACAGUCAGUUAAACAGGAAAAUUAAAUUAUUGAAUAUCUGAAUUUUUAAUCAGCUAAUUUCUUUUUUUAAGAAUAAAAUGGCCUGGGGUCUUCCAAAACUACCAGGCUUGACUUUCUCGGAUCCCACCAAAACCCAGUAUCACAUCAGAAGUUCCUUGCGAUACUAUCAAGGUCAUAGAUUCCCUGACACCGUAGUCCGUGGUCCUGGGGGAACCGCUACUGAUGUCGACAGUAACGCUUUCACACUCCCUGAGGAUUCUGUAAACUAUGACCCAUCUCUGACUUAUGGUCGAGUAAAGCAACCGGCAAUGCCUGCCGUGGUACCACAUUGGGUGCAUUACGACAAACGGUGUCUGAAUUUUACCGCGUUCUUCAAGCAACCUGUAUAUGAAAAUCCCGACGAAAACUAUAGAGUUCGAGUGGUCAACAUUGUAUAUUUUUUGGAAGAUGACACACUAACCGUAAUGGAACCAAGAGUGAAGAACUCCGGUCUAUGGCAAGGAAGACUGGUGAAGAGAGGUAAAAUACCGAAGAACGACGUGGGUGAUUGCUGGCACUGGAAAGACUUAGAUAUCGGCAAAGAUAUUUGUAUCUACGGGAAGGUGUUUCAUACAGUCUCCUGCGAUCUUUUCACCAAGGAAUGGUUGGAAUCUCAAGGUUUGGAACUAUCGAAAGAAGAAGAUCUUCCUAUAGAUGCAUAUAUGCAAAAGAAACGUUGGAAAACAGUACGCCCACCUCAAAAGAUGAAGUCACAGGAUGAUCGUUUGCGUCGUUACUUGGAGUAUGAUGGGAAAGUCUUAGCUUUUGACGUUGUAUGGGAUGAUCGAGAGUCCGAAAAUGGUGAUUUACGCGAAUAUAAGCUUCUAUACUUCUUACAAGACGAUACAAUUGCUAUCAAGGAACUGCAUGAUGGAAAAGGAGGAAAAGACCCAUUUCCUUUACUUCUCAAGAAAACAAAGCUGCCCAAGAAAUGGAAAGAGAAGCCAGUGUCCUUUCCAUCGACGGUAAUGGAGAUCACGGACGCCGAAGUAACAGAGUACUACGCACCAAUGGAUUUGAUUGUGGGGCAAACUAUAUUUGUGCUUGGGCGCAGAUUUCUCCUCUGUGACUGCGAUAAUUUCACCCGAAAAUAUUACAAGACGAUGUUAAACAUCGACCAGCCAGCUCGCAUAGAAGUGCGCCAUGAGACAACAAAGGAGUUUCCUAAGAGUCUACCUCCUCAUAUUGGUAUAGGUGCUCCAGAGGAUACAUUACAGUCUUGCUUCGGUCUGAUACCAAAACCCCCACAUAAGGAUAUUAUUAAAUAUAAUCUCAACGCAAACAAGUAUCUCCGUUAUCUUUGCGAGCUGGAUUGGAUCCACCCAGAGGACAAUGGCCGUCGUUUCGUACUAGCUUACAGUUUAGCAGAUGGCACAGUCAAGAUCGGCGAGAUACCGCGACGUAACUCUGGUAUUCGUGAAGGAAAGUUUUUGAAACCGAUGCGGUUACAAAUGCCGGACUCCGACCCUAACUUCCCAACAUACUAUACGCCGGAUAAGUUUUACAUAGGUGCAAUAGUGCCGGUGUUCAAGCACCGCUUCAAGAUUAUCGGCUGUGACUUAUAUGUGUACCGGUACAUGAGCGCCAAUCCGGAGAAAUUCCCGCAGGAGGUGAUCGAUAACGUUAGAAACUACCACAUGCGAGAAGGGAAUCUUAAAGACGAAUUGAAGCAAGCGAUCAACGAAGAACAAGCUGCUGAGACAAGAGCCCAGCUUGCCAAGAUUGGGCAGGCAGCAGUCGCUGAGCCCAAUGCAAUGGAGCGGUGUUUGAUGGCUCUUGACGUGGUCGAAGGCAGUGCGACCCCGCCGCGGCCGCCAACACCGCCGAUGACCACAGACGUCAUAUCAUAUGAUGACUCUUUACGCGUAACUAGACAGAGUAAACCUACUUGCGACGAAAUACUGCCAUUAAAAGGCAUACUAAAAUCAGGGACGGCUCAGGAUGACCACCAGAAGAUGGUGUGCUUCAGCGGGCCGGCGCCGGACGAACACCGGGAACCGCGUGACAAGCCCAUCUACCCGCCAGGACAACAGUCGCACUUUAACGAUAACGACGAUUUCUGUGAGAGGCGCAAAGACCCGAACACAAAAGAACGCGAAGAGCGACGCGCUCGAGAUGAAUGUCCAUACGAAAUCAUACCUAGCGCACAGCUACUCAAUGGUACCGGAGAGGAGAGUAGUGAUAAGCCACAGUUACCAGGAUAUCUUGGAACUUAUGAAGUUGAUUGCAAACAGGUACCAGAGCACAUGCGUCUUUCACCGAACGCGUAUGAAAAAAUUAAGAAGUUACGUAGCGAUGUACCCGAGAUAUCACCAGCAGCUACAAGAGUGUCGCAUUAUCCACAAUUGUCCACAACGGUGGAGUCUUGCGUGAAUCCACAAGAGGCCACAGGACCAUGUGCUCCACGUAAAGAAGAAGAUGUAGCGUUCUCCUGCUCUCACGUUGAACCUAUCAAGCCAUGUUGCGACUCAGACAAAAAAGAAACUUAAUGAAUGCAUAUAUUCAGUGAUUUAGUAUAAUUAUCUUUUUUUUUUUUAUAUAAAUUAUAUUGUUUUUAAAAUGUAUUUAUUUUUACAAUAAUGUACUUAUUUGUUAUGGGCCAAUUAAUUUUCAUAGACUAUCAUAACAUAGUCAAGGCAUAAUAUAGGCAGAUGAAUUGACAAUUAUAAAACCGUUUAAUACAUUAUAAUAAGUAUACUCACAACUAUGAUCCUUAACGGGAUAAUCCGAGGGACACAGUUGCCGUAUGAUGAACAUAACACUUAUCAUGCCUAGAAUGCCAAGCAUUUUAGGUUUCAAUGUGGCAAUCAUUCCGAUUAUUUUGGUUUGUUAUUUAUGUCACAUAAAUUCAUAGUUUUUAUAUAGGGCCGAUCCGAACUCACGAGUUGCGGUCUCGUAAAUUGUGGGUACUACUUACCAUGUAGAUCACGACAGUCAAAUUUAUUACAAAAUGUUAUGGAAUAUCAUAGAAUGUCGAGACGUUAGUACUGUUUAUUUUCUUCACUCUUAAUUUCUAUAAUUAUCAAAUAUUUGUGUUUAUUUUGGUCGCAUAUUAGAUUCCUUUUUGAAAUAUGAACGCUGAUAAAAGAAGAACAAUAUUUUCUCUUCUCUUAUGCGACU